This is a messenger RNA of Gadus chalcogrammus (walleye pollock), 1006 nucleotides long. RefSeq names its product decorin (gene dcn). NCBI's taxonomy places the organism in Eukaryota, Metazoa, Chordata, Actinopteri, Gadiformes, Gadidae. The transcript is spliced from 7 exons. Bases 1 to 948 code for a protein of 315 amino acids. The record is from RefSeq and is a predicted model, not a curated record. Gene Ontology annotation, molecular function: protein binding.
AUGACCGCAGUUUGGAAUAGAAACCCGGGUCGCUACGAGCCGAUUUGGCCUCCGCGGGUGAAAGACUUGGACGGUCUGACAGAGAUCCCCAAGGAGAUCCCAGCUGAGACCACGAUGCUGGACCUGCAGAACAACAAGAUCACAGAGAUCAAGGAGAACGACUUCAAGAACCUCAAGGGACUGCACGCCCUGAUCUUGUUGAACAACAAGCUGACCGUUAUCCACCCCAAGGCCUUCAGCUCCCUGCUGAAGCUCCAGCGGCUUUACCUCUCCAGGAACAUGCUCAAGGACAUGCCAGCCAACAUGCCCAAGAGUCUGCAGGAGCUCCGCAUCCACGAAAACGCCAUCACCAAGAUUAAGAAGUCCUCUUUCCAGGGCAUGGCCAAUCUCAUCGUCAUGGAGUUGGGGUCUAAUCCUUUGAAAACCGGCUCCAUUGAGAAUGGUGCCUUUGCUGACCUGAAAAGGGUCUCUUACAUUCGCAUUGCAGACACCGACAUCACAGAGAUCCCCAAAGGACUGCCCAGCUCUCUGUCAGAACUCCACCUGGACAGCAACAAGAUCAGCAAGGUGAUGGCCGACAGCCUUAAGGGCUUGAAGAGUCUGGCAAAGCUGGGUCUGGGCUACAACGAGAUCAGCAUGGUGGAGAAUGGCACCCUGGCCAACGUCCCCCACAUGAGGGAGCUGCACCUGGACAACAACGCCCUGACCGCGGUGCCCCCUGGCCUGCCCGAGCACAAGUACAUCCAGGUGGUGUAUCUCCACGCCAACAAGAUCGCCGCCAUCGGCACGGAAGACUUCUGUCCACCCACCUUCAACUACAAGAAGGCCAUGUACUCCGGCAUCAGCCUGUUCAGCAACCCCGUCCCCUACUGGGAGGUGCAGCCCAUUACCUUCCGCUGCGUGUUCGACCGCUCCGCCAUCCAGCUCGGGAACUACAGGAAGAAGUAGAUAGAAACUAACGACACGGAAUCGGCCCCUUCCACUCACACCCGUCACCCCUCCCUCC